This is a messenger RNA of Arabis nemorensis, 816 nucleotides long. The record is from the annotation of a GenBank genome assembly. Lineage: Eukaryota; Viridiplantae; Streptophyta; Magnoliopsida; Brassicales; Brassicaceae.
AUGGGUUUUCUUCUAACAGACUCCGAACAAAAGCUGUUGUGUCUCAAGUUUCUGAUCAAACACGCAUUAUCCAAGAUCGGCGCUAAAGCCACCGGAACUAUAUCGCCGUCACAGCUCUUCCAAGUCGUCGAAGCCGCCGCUAAAACCGGUGCCGAGGUUGUAAUGGAAGCUGUGAAUAAGCCAAGGAAUAUCACUUAUAAGGGUCUUAGUGACUUAGUUACUGACACUGAUAAAGCAAGUGAGGCUGCGAUUUUGGAGGUAGUGAAAAGAAUUUCAGUGAUCAUCUUAUUCUUGGUGAAGAAGGAGAGUUUGUUGGUGGUCCGAUGUGCUGGAACACUUGAACCUUUUCUGCUACUGCAGGUGGUGGAGCGUUGUGUAAUGGGCAAAAAAUUCAUGUCAGUAAUACCGAUGCUGUUGAGAGAGCCCUUCUUAUCACAGGAUUUGGAUAUGAACAUGAGUACAAACAUGGAAUUAUUCAAAGAGUUCACUGAUGUGAGCCGGGGAGUGCAAAGUCUCGGUGCUGCAGCAGUUGACAUGUGUCACGUGGCACUCGGGAUUGCGGAAUCAUAUCGGGAGUACGGUUUAAAGACAUGGGACAUGGCUGCUGGUUUGCUUAUAGUUGAGGAAGCUGGAGGAGCCGUGACCCGAAUGGAUGGAGGGAAGUUUUCCGUGUUCGAUAGAUCUGUUUUGGUGUCCAACGGCGUUAUUCACUCUAAGCUUCUGGAGAGAAUCGCACCCGCAACUGAGAACUUGAAGACGAAAGGAAUCGAUUUCUCACUGUGGUGUAAACCGGAAGAUUAUCACACAGAACUUUAA